This is a messenger RNA of Aphidius gifuensis, 1983 nucleotides long. RefSeq names its product agrin-like. The transcript is spliced from 9 exons. Bases 304 to 1794 code for a protein of 496 amino acids. Gene Ontology annotation, molecular function: protein binding. Gene Ontology annotation, biological process: cell differentiation; multicellular organism development. NCBI's taxonomy places the organism in Eukaryota, Metazoa, Arthropoda, Insecta, Hymenoptera, Braconidae. The record is from RefSeq and is a predicted model, not a curated record.
ACGAAGCACCAUCAGUCUCAGUCGUUCGUGAACCUCGAAGGACGACAGGGGUCGAAGAGGGCAUCAACUUUAUUAAAUUAGUCUCUUCAUUCAUCCUUUUAUUUAUUUAUUUAUUUUGCACCUCAUUGUUUACAAUUUUUUAUUUAUUUAUUUAUAAUUUUUUUUUUACUAUUUGUGAUAUCAAAAAAUCAAUCAAGUAUUGAUAAUUCUUCGUGAUACGGUUUCAACGUUUUUACCAAAUAAAAGCUUGGUGGUCAAAAGCUCACCGGUGUAACGUUAGACUGGAAAUUUGAUAAAUCAAAAAUGAUCAGGCACAUCAUCACUGGGGUCUUCCUGAUAUGCUGUUUUCAAGAACUACUUGGAGGUCAGUGUCCACGGAUAUGUCAAAUUGGUGGAGAGCCGGUAUGCAGUAGUGAUGGUAUUAUAUACGCUUCAGAAUGCGAAAUGCGGAAGAAAACUUCUUGCGGAAAAGGGAUUUCUGUUGAUAAAGAAAAAACAGCUUGUUUAAGAUCAGCAGGUAGCAAAUGUGAGCAUCGUUGUUCAUCUGAUCAGGAUGCAGUAUGUGGUACUGAUGGACGUACUUAUCUCAACAAGUGUAUGUUAAGGGUUGAGAUGUGUAGAGUUGGUAUUGAAUUGUCUCAUCUUGGACAGUGUAAUAAUAUAUCAGCACACAGAGAAAAUUGUCCAGUAUCUUGUGAAUUGGCACCACUUGAUGGACCGGUUUGCGGAAGUGAUGGAAAUGUUUACAAAAAUACAUGUCUUAUGAAACUUUUAACAUGCAGACAAGGAGUGGUAAGAACAAACAAAAAACAUUGUCAAACAACGAGACACUGCCGAGAGACCUGUUGGCGGGGAGCCAAACCGGCAUGCGGUAGUGAUGGAAUUCUUUAUGCGAAUACAUGCAAAAUGCGGGCAAAGAACUGCGGUAAACAUGUAUUUGAAGUACCAAUGUCAUUCUGUGUGACCCGAGAAAGAACAUCUGGUAGUGUUGCUUCUUCUUGUCCUCUUGAUUGUAAAAAUGAAACAGAAAUACAAGUUUGUGGAUCUGAUGGAAGUAUAUACAGAAAUGAAUGUGAAAUGCAUAUGUUAAAUUGCGGACAAUCAAGAAGAAAAAUAACAGUUGUUGAUUUUGAUAAAUGCCAAACAAGAAUGACAAAAUGUAUGAAGCAAAAAAAAAAAUGUAGUAAUGAAGUUGAUGCUGUUUGUGGUAGUGAUGCAAAUACAUAUACAAAUCAGUGUCAUCUCAACAUUGCCAUAUGCAUGAAAGGAAUUCAACUAGCACAUGUUGGUGAAUGCACGACCUUGAAAGAAACUGAGGAUUGUCCAGAUGAUUGUAACGAUGUAUCUGAAAAACCAGUUUGUGGUAGCGAUGGAAAUGUUUAUAGAUCUUUGUGUCAUCUGCGACGAGAUACUUGCGGUCAGAGGGUAGUUCGAGUACCAGCACAGCAUUGUCCCACCACUGCACUUUGCAAUCAGAUAUGCAGUGAUGAACGGCAGUUUGUCUGCGGUUCUGACAACAAACUUUAUCGCAACGAGUGUGAGAUGAAAAGGGACAAUUGCGGAAAACAUGUAUAUGUUGUUCCCAUGAAAAGAUGUCUUCAAAGCUUUCAAUUUCGUGGAUGUUUAAAAAUAUGUCCACCAUAUUAUGAUCCAGUUUGUGGUACUGAUGAUAAAACAUAUAGCAAUGAAUGUUUUUUGGAAAUUGAAAAUUGUCGUAGUCGAAAUCUUGUGACUAAAAAUUAUCAUGGUAUUUGUGGUCAACCAACUGAAGAACCCAAGAACUAUUUGUACUAGAAAAAAUACUUUUUCUUUUUUUGGCUCAUCUGUGAUGUAGCAAUUUCUAUUACUCAUAGUAAAAAAAAAAAAAAAAAGAAAAAUUGAAAUCACCUUUUUUUUGAUUGAUAAAGUUUUUAUAAAAUGUUUUUUUUUUCCCAAUAUGUGAGCAUAAGAUCUAAUAUCUGCGGUAAAGAAAAAAAAUAAAAA